AUGGCGGCUCUUGUAGUGAAUUCGGCACCCGAAGCCAAGAAGCCACAACGGGCCCACACACCCCAAUGGGUCUCCCUUGUAUCCGGCGGGGUUGCGGGUGGAGUUGAAGCAGCUAUCACGUAUCCAUUCGAAUAUUCCAAGACUCGUGUUCAAUUAUUGGACAGCGGUGCUGUAUCUGCCGUUCGGAAAUCCACUAAUCCGCUGCGUCUCAUCUUUGAGGUUGCAAAGCAAGAAGGUAUUGGUGCUUUAUACACCGGAUGUUCAACUCUUGUUAUUGGAACCACGGCAAAAGCUGCUGUACGGUUUGUGUCGUACGAUACAAUCCGCAAUUCCCUAGCUGAUGAGCGUGGUGUUCUCUCGCCUGGUCGAGGUAUAUUGGCCGGAAUGACUGCCGGCGCAGUAGAGAGUGUACUUGCAGUAACACCCACGGAGAGAAUCAAAACUGCACUAAUCGACGACGCCAAGGGAGCACGUCAAUUCAAAUCAAGUAUCCAUGCGGCAAAGACAUUGGUUCGAAGGCAUGGUAUCACUGAGCUUUAUCGAGGUCUUGUAUCCACAAUGAUGAAGCAAUCGGCCACCUCUGCUGUGCGCAUGGGAAGCUAUAACAUGCUGAAAGAGACAGUAAAGGCGAAAGGCAUCAAAAAAAACGUUUUGACGACAUUUGGUAUCGGCGCCGUGGCAGGUGUUAUCACAGUGUAUGCCACACAACCGUUUGACACGAUCAAGACCCGAGCACAAGGUGUGAAGGGGGCUGGAAUUAUGGAGGCCUCCCGGAGUGUGAUGCGUGAUUAUGGAGUCCGAGGAUUCUGGAAGGGCAGCUCGAUGCGACUGGGUCGUCUUCUUUUGAGUGGUGGGAUCGUUUUCUCUGUCUAUGAGGAGGUAUCAGCCAUUUUAUCUCCCGGCACACAUAGAUGA
Molecule: messenger RNA, 915 nt
Organism: Penicillium odoratum
Lineage: Eukaryota; Fungi; Ascomycota; Eurotiomycetes; Eurotiales; Aspergillaceae
Product: Mitochondrial carrier protein
Exons: 5
Coding region: 1-915 (304 amino acids)
Biological process (GO): mitochondrial citrate transmembrane transport
Source: RefSeq, a predicted model, not a curated record